This is a messenger RNA of Copidosoma floridanum, 851 nucleotides long. RefSeq names its product cuticle protein-like. The record is from RefSeq and is a predicted model, not a curated record. Gene Ontology annotation, cellular component: extracellular matrix. Lineage: Eukaryota; Metazoa; Arthropoda; Insecta; Hymenoptera; Encyrtidae.
GCUCUUUAGGAACAUGGCUGUCAAGUUCGUCGUCCUGUGCGCCCUCGUGGCCUACGCCAACGCUGGUCUCCUCCGACCGGCUCAUCUGUACGAGGCUGCCCCAGUAGCCUACGCUGCAGCCCCCGUGGCCGGUGCCGUCAUCACCAAGACCGUCGAUGCCGAGCACGACUCCCAUCCCCAGUAUAGCUUCGCCUACGACGUCCAGGACUCCCUGACCGGGGACUCCAAGGCCCAGUACGAGACCCGCGACGGGGACAUUGUCCAGGGCAGCUACUCCCUCAUCGAGGCCGAUGGCACCAGACGCAUCGUCGACUACACCGCCGAUCCAGUCAACGGAUUCAACGCCGUGGUGCACAGGGAGCCAGUAGGCGUGGCAGUGGCCCCCGCACCUGCCGUCGUGCCAGCUGUCGCUGGGGUAGCCCCGCAACAUGUUCCAGCGCCCGGCCGUGCCGUAGGGGUAGCCCCGGGCCAGAACAUCCCUCAGGUCCCCAGCUCCGGCCCCGACUCGGAUGUCGAGGUUCUGGAAGCUCGCUCGGGCCGCCUCCGCCAGGAGCAGCAACAACAACGUGAGGAGGCUCAGGUGGUCAACGACAACGCCCAAAUCCAACUUCAAAAGCAGGUAGUUAACACUCGGGCCGUGGCGGCUCGUCUUCCCGUUGCCUUGGCCAACAACAACGUCGUCCAGAGGCUCGUCUCGGCUCCGGUUGUUAGGCCCCGCAUAGCCCUCGGCUACCCGGCCUACACCACCUAUACGGCCGCGUACACUUCGCCCUUGGCCUACAGCCCACCCGUGGCCGCGGUUGCCUCGUUGGUGUAAAAGCUCCCGAUAUGCCGACGAGUUUUCGCUUGUA